CCAGUGGGCGACUGAGACAACGGCAACUCGUGCAUUUCUUAAUGUUUUCAUCGCUCGCGCUCUAAUUCCACUCACUUUUCACCCGCGAUGAUUUUGCUCCCGACUCGGACUCCUCUGAAUGGGGAAAGUGCACGGAGCUGAAUCAGCUGUCGUCGGGAUUUCCUAACAGCACCGCUCAUUGACUUGAUCAUAUUUCAGGAAGUGCUUUUUAUUUUUUUUUUGUGUCGUUGAGGGGGGUUCUUCCAGAUCAGCUGUUGGAGGACUGUGGGGUCUGGAUGAUGGUUGCGCUUCAGUGAAACAGUUGGCCAGUCCCAGUCCAUGCUUCAGCCGGGCAUCAUGAAUCCCGGGAGCCGGAGUCUGAAGUUUAUUUUGACAGCACUUCAGGCUUUAUCUGUCACUGUAUGGGUGUGUGACAGCGUGCUCUCCAAAUCUACGGAAGGGAAUCUCUUAAGUACGACUGUUCAUCACAGACCAACAGCAAAGCAGAAAGACUACGGGACCACAGUACCCCUGCAGCUUGUUGGACGCAACUGGAAACCAAUCAGCCAGCUCAAACCCCAGAGUCACCCUGCAUCGCUGAAGCUCCUGAUUGAAGCGGAAGGUGAACAGCUGCUCUUGGCUCUUGAGAAAAACGAGGGCCUGUUUGCAAGUAACUAUACAGAAACCCAUUACCUAGAAGAUGGCAUUGAAGUCACUGGCUCUCACAACUUCACGGCAAACUGCUACUACCACGGCGAGGUGGAGGGUCAUGUAAACUCAGACAUCAGCCUCAGCACUUGUAAUGGCAUUAAGGGUUUCAUAUCCCUGGAAGGCAAAUCUUAUGUACUGGAACCAUCUGCGGACCACUCUGAUGGGACUCACUGGAUCUACACAGCUGAACACCUCAAUUUUACUCCUGGCACCUGUGGCCAUGAUUACAACAUUUCCUCUCCCAUUGAACAUGCAGACGGUAGCAGUCCAUUCACAGCUUUCAGGACAAGGCACAAACGCCAUGUCCAGACGACGACCAAGUACGUGGAGCUGAUCAUCGUGGCUGACAACAGAGAGUUUCAGAAGCAAGGAAAGGACAUGGAGAAGGUCAAGCAGCGGCUGGCUGAGAUCGCCAAUUACGUGGACAAGUUCUACAGGGCCCUGAAUAUCCGUGUAGCCCUUGUGGGCCUGGAGGUGUGGAGUGACGUGGACAAAUGUCCCGUCACUCAGGACCCUUUUACUACCCUGCAUGAGUUCCUCGACUGGAGGAAGGUCAAGUUGCUGCCUCAGAAGCCGCACGACAACGCCCAGCUAAUCAGUGGGGUGUACUUCCAGGGCACCACCAUUGGUAUGGCACCUAUCAUGAGCAUGUGCACAGCAGAACAGUCAGGAGGAAUCGUUAUGGACCACUCGGACAACCCUCUGGGUGCUGCAGUCACUCUGGCCCAUGAGCUCGGACACAACUUUGGAAUGAACCACGACACGCCAGAGAGGGGGUGUGGCUGCAGGGUCACAGUGGAUCGUGGAGGCUGCAUUAUGACUCCCUCCACAGGGUAUCCUUUCCCUACAGUGUUCAGCAGCUGCAGCAAGAAGGAUCUGGCUGCCAGUUUUGAAAAAGGCGUCGGGAUGUGCCUCUUCAACAUGCCUGAGGUCAAAGUGCUCUACGGCGGGCAGAAAUGUGGCAACGGCUAUGUGGAGGAGGGGGAGGAGUGUGACUGUGGGGAACUGGAGGAAUGUAUGAAUCCCUGCUGCAAUGCUACAACCUGCACCCUGAAGGGAGAUGCUGUUUGUGCACAUGGACAGUGCUGCCAGGAUUGUCAGCUGAAGCCAGCUGGAACUCCAUGCCGUGAAUCCAGUAACUCUUGUGACCUUCCUGAGUUCUGCACCGGCACCAGUCCUAACUGCCCCUCCAACGUCUACCUACAUGACGGCCACGCCUGCCACAGCGUGGACGGCUACUGUUACAAUGGAAUCUGCCAAACCCACGAGCAGCAGUGUAUCACACUGUGGGGCCAAGGUGCAAAGCCAGCUCCAGGGAUCUGCUUUGAAAGAGUCAACUCAGCGGGAGAUCCCUAUGGCAACUGUGGCAAGGACUCUAAAGGCUCUUUCGCUAAAUGUGAUGCCCGGGACGCUAAAUGUGGUAAAAUCCAGUGUCAAGGAGGAGCUAACCGUCCAGUAAUUGGUACCAACGCUGUUUCCAUAGAAACAAACAUCCCUUUGCAGGACGGCGGGAGGAUCCUGUGCAGAGGAACACAUGUUUACCUGGGCGACGACAUGCCUGACCCCGGCCUGGUGCUGACGGGAACAAAGUGUGCAGAUGGAAUGAUGUGUCUGAAUCGUCAGUGCCAGAACGUCAGUGUUUUCGGCGUGCAUGAUUGUUCUGCAAAAUGCAGUGGUCGAGGGGUGUGCAACAACAACAAGAACUGUCACUGCGAGGCUCACUGGGCGCCGCCGUUCUGUGACAAGGCAGGUUUCGGAGGAAGCGUGGACAGCGGGCCCAUCAGAUUAGCAGACAAUGGGAGUCUCACCGUGGGCAUCCUGGUUGCUCUCCUCACUGUCAUGGGAGCUGCUCUAAUCAUCUGCAUCAAGAGAAAAACCCUCCUCAGCCUCCUCUUCACCAGUAAAAAGAACCAGCUUGAGAAGCUGAGAUCAGUGAGUGCUGCCAUCAGCGGACCGUCCCCUCCUAACCAGCCCCCGUCAGCCAGCACAACUUCCCCGUCUCGCCCGGCUCCGCCUGUCCCCCACAGCGCCACCAUCUUCAAGCCUCCUCACCGGGGGCCCGAGGCAGUGCUCCCACCAGCACCCUACCCCUCCCACCACAGCCUGCAUAGACUGCCCCAGUGCCCUCCGGUUCACCUCAGCCACCCUGUCCCUCUGUCUCUCACCCUGUCCCUGUCCCCAGGCCCUGUGCAGCCAAGACCUCCUUUGCCUCCUCCUCAUAUCCAUGUUGCACCCCGUGGGGCGCCAUUUCGUAACACGUCACGCCACAACUCCUGCAGGAUGGUCAUGGAGUUGGAGAAGCCCAGUCCUCCUCAAAAACCCCUUCCAGCUGAUCCAAGGACCUCCCGUGUGCUUCGAAGCCCCUCUGUAGUCCAAGGACCUUCAUCCGUUUGUGGCCCUGCAGCAGUAUCUGUCUUACCCCGACCCGUUCGCCCUCUCCCACGCCCGAACAGACCCAGUCCCAAGCAGCCUCCGACACUACCAAAGCCUUGCAUAAUCGCCAACAUCAAAUACAGCAGCUGAGACUUUGGCCCAAGGGGACAUUGUUGUGAUAAGACACUUAAAAAAAUAAUUUUGCACUAUGAAAACUCUGAAAACCUUAAAAAGAUGGCGGCUUCUCUGAGAAUCAGUAGACGUGCCAUGUCCCUUUUGGUGCUCUGUCUCUAAAAUGGUGCUACGAGUCUGAGCUCAGGUACAUGUAAAGUAUUUAUAUUCUGUAUUUAUUGCCACACAGUGCACUGUGCCAGACACUUUUACUACACAGUAGCAACAUAGAAUUUUAAAUUUGCUUUUUACAGCAUUUUUUUAAUCAACAUAUGAUCAUCAAGACAAGUGUUAGGAGAUUUUAUUGAAAAAAAGGCAAAUCUGUGAAAUUGCGAUUGCAGGAAUGUUUAUGUGAAAUAUCUUUUAAUGAAGGGAACACUACAUUUUUGUUAGCAUUUUGUUCUUUUAAUUUCAAGAAGAGAAAAAGAAUUUUGUGCAGUGACACAAGAGAACAUGUAGUUUGUUUUGAAGGCAGUAUUUCUUUUCCUGAAGGUUUUUGCUCUGAGUAGCAGUGUUGAGCCAGUCGGACAAGGCUUGAAUCAACCACUGAAAGAGAAAAGUGGUUUUGUUGCAUCUUUUCUGCCAAGUUUUCUUCAAAUCUGGAGAGGAGAGAGUUGAAGUUCUAGGUUAAUCCAUCUCACAUAUUCACAGAGCUGGGCACACAUCUGUUCAUCUAUUAAUUGUUCAUUUUCAGCAUUAAUUUUGAAUGUUGACUUUCAUUUGAAAAAACAUUACUGAAUCUUUACAUUCUUUAAAACUCAGUUUCAUCAUGUUUAAAGCCAGAGCAUAAGAGAGCUUACUUAAUGCCUGAAAAGCCAAAAUGCUGCCAACUAUGGGCGCUUUUGUUGUGAAAUUUUCAGGCAAGAAUAUCAGUGUUUUUUUUGUUUGUUUGUUUGUUUUUUUAAAUGAAUGUAAAGUGUUUUGAUUAAAUAAUUUACUGGAUUUGAAUAUGUGGUUCUCAGCUGGUCUUGUCUCAGGACCUACAACCAACUAUUUAAUGAGAAAUCAUGACCCAAAUUUCUGAAAAUGUUCAUUUUUUUAUGAAAAAUAUUGCAGGGAGGAUCUUAAAUGGAACAAAAGAUAUGAUUAAAUAAACAGACAGGACAAAACAAACAUGUUUAAGAAGUGCAUCAUAACAGAAGUCCUGGGAGGACAUGCAUGCAUACAUUUUAUUUCACUCCAUUUUCUGUGACAGCCAAGGCCAGAUUAACAUGACUGUGCCCCUGGGCAUCUGCUACCCAGUGAACCUACCAACGCUUAAUGCCCUUGCUACCACAGAAUCAACAGUAAAGAACAGUAUUCAGGCCAGUCAGUGCUUUAAUAUCCCCGAGUCAAGUCAAGAACACAUGUCCAAAUGUUGAAUCUGGCCUUUUAAGUUUAAGUAAAUACUGCUACAUAGCACUUGGGAGUGCCACUCAGUUAGAAGCAGCAGGCUAUUCAAAGGGUCUGUGACCCAUUGCUUUCCUCAACAGUGUCUGGGCAAUGUCCAGUUGUCCUCAUGCUUACACCAGCCUUGGUGGCAGCACCUGAAUUUUGGUUGAUUUUUAGAGAUUUCAGGAAUUUAACACAUUCAUAGGAAAGCCAGCUUCAGCUGUUAGCCCAGGGUGUGAAGUUGAAUAAAUCAAGUCUAAGAAAAUAACUAAAACAAGACAGAUCAUAGUGAGACACCGGAUCUGUCAGAACAGAAACACACAGCAAAACUUUCAAAAUAAAAUUGGAUUCUGGUUUGGAUAAGGGUUUAGAUCAGGGUUGGGCUAAAUAAAAAGUGAAAAACCUGACCUGUAAAACCUGAUUACAACACAUUUAAUAAAGCCAAAUAAAUGGUCUACUUACAGGAAAAAUCUUGUCCUCCAUUAAUUACACUCUAACAUAGCUAAUGUAGCUAAGGCUAAAGUUAACACAGCUACUUAAGCUACAUAGAUUACAUAGCUACUUAGCAAAAAUAGCUGAAUCUAAAGCUAAAGAAGCUACUUUAGCUCUGUUUACUAUGUAGGUCUCAUAGCUACAUAACUAACGUAGCCAUUUAGAUAACUUUGCUACUUUAGCUACUUUAGAAUAUGCUAUGUUUCCUUAAGCUAGACCUGUUUUGGAAGUUUUUACACAAACAAUGGCUCAUUCUAGCUUUGUAAGCUUUCACUAAAGCUAUUGUAGCUACAUUGUCUUACAUUCCCGUAAGGCAGCUAAAGCGAGCCAGCAUUCGCCUACAAACUUCUAAAACGUGUCUAUACAUAAUUUAAUCCUGGAUUAGACAGCUGAUCUUUUCUUGGUUUUAUUUAUGAGAUGUUGCUCAGUCUGUAAUGUCUGCAGUUGAGUUAUUUUAUGAACUGUCAGACUGUAUCUAUCAACUAAGCACUUAGAGAGCGCAGACCUCCGCCAUUAGCCCUAUCUCACGAUAGUGAAGAAUCCUUUAAAAAAUUCCUGGAUCCAGACGGUGAUCCAGAUCACUCCCAAAAUCUAAUCAGUUCUUCCUUAUGCCAUUUCUGUCAUUUCCCGAAAAUUUCAUCAAAUCUGUCCAUAACUUUUUGAGUUAUGUUGCUAACAAACAAACAAACAAACCCUGCUGAUCACAUAACUUCCUUGGCGGAGGUAAUAAAGUUGAAUUCUUUAAAAACUUCUGAAACAUACCGUUAAAUUAUGUCCUUUCUGUUCUGACAGAUGCAGCGUCUCACAAUAGUGGUUUGCAAAAAGGGAUGCCAGACAUCUGGGGUCUGCAGCCAGACCACUUUCAACCAAAAUUCCCUUGUUAUCACAGAAAAAGAGAGAAAUGAUAAAUAAAUGGAGAUAUUAAAGCUUGGAGCUUCCCAAACAGGUUCCCAACCCACUUUUGGGUCCUGAUCCACCAGUUGAGAACCACUGAUUUACAGUGUUUUUGUUGGAAUAUUAUGGUCAAGAGAGAACGGUAAAGCUUGAAAUGGAAAGUUAUAUGACUAUAAAUCAUUAUUUGUUUGCUGGUGGCCUGGUAGAUGGCAUAGAUUGGAUGGCUGGGUCUCAAAAUAGUUGGAAUCACAACUUUGAUCUAUGGUGUAAUACUUAAACACAGCAGCUGUUUAAGUGACUGUGAUAAUAAAAUAACCACUGGCAGACCAUUAGACUUUCAUAAGGAAGCAGUUUAAAUGUUAACUUCUGUUCAUUUCGAUCAAAAUGAACUAUUACUGCGGUUAACAUGUUUUUGAACAAAUCAGUGGUUAACUGAUUCAAAAUUUCUGCACAUACAGUAUUUCAGGAAAGGUAACAGUGAAGUGUCACUGAUUCUGUUUCAUUUAACAGUCCUUGAGGAGCUCACUUUGGGGAUGUAGGGACACGUUUUAAAUGGAGUUUGGAAGCAAAAAGGGGAGGAUAAAACAUACAUCCCACGGAGAGGAUCUUUGAAAUAUUGCUCUGCUUGAAGUCAUCUGCGCUUUUGACUAUUUCCCUGUGUGCUCAAGGAAUUUUUGUGUUGUUUAAUCAUGAAAUCAAUGAAGACUUUCUCAAAGUUUCAGCUGUACAGAUGUCAUUUAGGUACGCACACUUCUAUAGGGUUCGUGUGAGGAUUUUAAGGUGACAUAUCAUACCCAUUUUCCAACUUUUAACACAGUCCCUUGUGGGUCUGCAUGAAAUGUCUCUCCCAUGCUUGGGUUGAAAAAUAACAUGGAUCAGGCACCAGAGGUUGACCCUGUAUAAACCAACUCCAAACAGCCUUUGUCUGAGUGGUCUAUUUUUGUGGGUGUCUCUUCAAAUAAAUGAGCUCUUUUUCUAAGAUACAGCUGUGUAGUGAGAAAUACCUGAUUAGAGGCUGGUAUUGUUAUAAUUGCAACAAGGAGAGCAGAUUCUGACUGGAAAAUUAGAAUUUUGUUCUUUCAGACAUAUAAAAACCACAGAAAAAGGACUGGGUUGGCUAAUUUAACAUUUCCUGGGUCAACAGAUACUCCAGAUACCUUAACACAGGUGCAAAAAAACUGAAAAGGGGGCCUCUAAAUGAUAGAUACCCUUUGAAAUCUGUAGUGGAAAAGGAAAUAUGCACUUAUCAUACAGUUAUUCAUUUUCUAGUUUUGUUACCCUUUUAAUUUAGCUAAUGGGGGAUAUCUUGAGCUCAACAGUGUGGUUCUGGAGGUAAAAGUCCCAUUCAAACUCACGCCAUCUGAGUGUAAAAUGAUGGUUAUACUCCUGCAGAAAACACAAGUUCAUACACUAUGAACCUUGUUUAGAUAAAACACAGUUAUGUUGCCAUCGAGAGUUAAAAAACUACACUACCCACAAUCCUUGACUGUCUCACUGUAGCACUGUAAUGUAGAAAAAAUGUCUGUGUACAGUUUAAAAGUUUGAAAAGCUAUCAUUAGCAAUGAAUUUAGCGAAUCACAAUGGAUUGUGGGAGUUUUUGGGAUGCUUGUUGUCUCAGUUCCUGGAUACAAAAUGCUGAUGUAUGGAGGAUUUGAACUGGGCAAUUUAGUUCCAGAGCCAAAUCCCUCAUAAAAGUGGGCAGUCACUGUUGAGCUCUGUUAGAUUUCCGGUCAUUAAAGCAUGUUUUAUUCAUCAGAAUAAAUUCCUUUUUUCUUUUUUUUUUUUUUACUUGAUUGCAAUGCAGCAUAUAUACAUUCACGUCAAAGCAACAUUUCCUUUAAGCGCAGCUCUUGGUGAAAUAUGUAGGCUCGUAUCUGACUUUUGUUACUUUUGAUACUGUUCUAUCUUUAUAAUACUGCACUACUUGUACAUGCCUUGCUUUGUUUCUAUGCUUUUCCAAUGCUCUCUGUGUCCAUGUGCAAGCAGGCAGUCACCCGACUGCACAUUUUGUCCAUCAUAUUUCUUGUAAGUUGUGUUACAGGUGAACACACUUCCAUGGAGAAUGCUUUUUAUAUAAUGAUUGUUUGAUACAUCAUAUGUAAAGAAAAAUCUUCAAAUGUCAGCGUCUAGUUGUGGUAUUUUGAACACUC
Messenger RNA from Cheilinus undulatus (humphead wrasse), 8141 nucleotides. RefSeq names its product disintegrin and metalloproteinase domain-containing protein 12 (gene adam12a). Gene Ontology annotation, molecular function: metalloendopeptidase activity. The record is from RefSeq and is a predicted model, not a curated record. Bases 319 to 3213 code for a protein of 964 amino acids. Gene Ontology annotation, biological process: proteolysis. Lineage: Eukaryota; Metazoa; Chordata; Actinopteri; Labriformes; Labridae. The transcript is spliced from 23 exons.